AUGCCUCACUCAUUCGGUUACCGCGCGCGCACGCGCGACAUGUUCAAGCGGGGCUUCAAGGAGCAUGGCCCCGUCAAGAUGUCGACGUACCUCAUUGCCUACCGUGUAGGAGACAUCGUUGACAUCAAGGCGAACGCUGCCCAGCAAAAGGGUAUGCCCCACAAGUACUACCACGGCCGAACGGGAAUUGUCUACAAUGUGACGCCAAAUGCUGUUGGUGUCAUCGUCAACAAGGUCGUCGGCAACCGCUACAUCGAGAAGCGGGUGAACAUCCGUGUUGAGCACAUCCGCCACUCGAAGUGCCGGAAGGAGUUCCUUGACCGCGUUCAGCGCAACCAUGAUGAGCAUGUCGCUGCACGGGAGAAGGGCGAGCGCAUCACCCUUAAGCGCAUCCCCGCACAACCUCGCACUGCACACGUUGUCUCGACGAGCGGAAACGCUCCCCAGACCAUGACCCCCGUUCGUUACGAGACGACGAUCUAA
Molecule: messenger RNA, 483 nt
Organism: Postia placenta MAD-698-R-SB12
Lineage: Eukaryota; Fungi; Basidiomycota; Agaricomycetes; Polyporales; Adustoporiaceae
Exons: 4
Coding region: 1-483 (160 amino acids)
Biological process (GO): translation
Cellular component (GO): cytosolic large ribosomal subunit; ribosome
Molecular function (GO): structural constituent of ribosome
Source: RefSeq, a predicted model, not a curated record